CCUGCCUGUUUCGGAGUCUUCUUUUGUUGUCCACAGCUUCCUCUACUUCUCCCUUGCCCUCUCUCUCUCUCUCUCUCUCUGUCUCCAGAGACUUGUGCUUCUUUCCCUGUCAUGGCUGCUCUAGCUUUUGCAGUUCUCAUGUUGGCCAUGAUCGGUGGAUCAGAGGGUGCUUGGUGUAUCUGUAAGCCUGAGCUGGGUGACACUGCUCUGCAGAAGACACUGGACUAUGCUUGUGGAGCUGGGGCUGACUGCACCCCCAUCCUCCAAAAUGGAGCUUGUUACAGUCCCAACACAGUGAAAGACCAUUGCUCGUAUGCUGUGAACAGUUACUACCAGAGGAAGGGGCAGACACAACAGGCUUGUGAUUUCUCAAGCACUGCUACUCUUACUACCACGGAUCCUAGUAAGAAUGGUUGCACUUACCCUGCAACUCCCAGCGCUGCAGGCACAAGCAAUUCUACACCAGCAACAAGCACCCCGGGCACAAGUCCCGGCACCUUCACUCCAACCACCGGAGGACUGAGUGGAUUAGGGCCCACGAGCAGCAUUUCCACCGACAAUAUCAAUGGUGGUUUCCUCCCAAAGGCAGGGAUGGAUUCCCUCCUCCUCCUCCUCCUGAUUGCCAUUUGCUCAGGGAUGGGUUUGUUGGGUUGAUGAACAGCUGUAGUGGAAGUCAGAUGCUGAGUAUUUAUUGAGAGCUGAUGGCUGUGCAAAAAGUUGGGUGAUCCCGUUGUUGUAAAAUGGUUUGAUCCAGAGACAUUUCUCAUCUAUUCCAUGUUCCUUCUUUCCCAAGUGGACAGAAGAAUCGAUUCCAUUUUGAGUGCUA
Molecule: messenger RNA, 826 nt
Organism: Musa acuminata subsp. malaccensis (wild Malaysian banana)
Lineage: Eukaryota; Viridiplantae; Streptophyta; Magnoliopsida; Zingiberales; Musaceae
Product: PLASMODESMATA CALLOSE-BINDING PROTEIN 3
Source: RefSeq, a predicted model, not a curated record